Molecule: messenger RNA, 975 nt
Organism: Suillus bovinus
Lineage: Eukaryota; Fungi; Basidiomycota; Agaricomycetes; Boletales; Suillaceae
Exons: 2
Source: RefSeq, a predicted model, not a curated record
UGGCUGCAACUGUCCCCAAAAUGCGAUUAUACACGCGUUAGAAAGGCCAUGGACAACGCAGAUGCAAUGGCAUUUGCAGCUACCCAUGAUGGAGAUGUUGUAAAGGCGUCAGAUCUUUCGGAAAGGCGAGCAGUGUCCAUUGAUACCAAUAUGGAAAAUCCUUCGUCUCCCGACGAAAUGUUGACUCCGCCCGUCUAUAACUACGCCAGGGCCAUUUCAUGGUCUCGGUCGGCGGAGGAUAUCUUCGAUGCUUUUCGAAUAGCCUCCAACAAUGCCAGAGUACACAGACCGGUCAUGAUUGGUGCUACAUGGAAGAACACAAAUAGAAGGAAUUUUAUUGAGCACGACAAUAGGAUGGGAAACGCAUCCGAAGUCGAUGCUUACUGCAGACUUCCUCUAUAUGCGGUACGGAGCCCCUGGGCUACAGGUAUGUUCUUUCGCAUGUUCGUGGCCUCGCUGCUACCCCUAGCUUUGCAAUGGGCAACAACUGGAUCUGCGAUACUAGCUGUAUAUUUUACUCCGACUGUGGGCUUUGGUUGUAGAUCUCUCGCUUACCUCGUCUAUGGCGCAUUGGCAACGAUAAUAUGGGCGAUGCUCGUCAUGUCGAGCGUCUUGUCGCACUACGCAUCCUCAUACUCAGACAGACCUAGGAGUCCUUUCUUAUCCACCACUAUCAGUCUCGUAAAGGUAUCAUCGAACCUUUUGAGAUGGGGAGGGAAAUUGAUGGCAAUCGUCAAUGCAAUCUGGAUAAUUGCGACAGGGAUGCUGCAGUUCACGAGUGUCUAUGAUAAUUGUUACUGCGACUCGAGCGUGUUGGGGAGAGGGGCCCAACGUGCAUAUGUUAUUGUCUUGCCCGAUGGUUUAGACUUCAAUCAAACCAAAGCUGCUUGGUUCGGAGCGUUGGCGUUGGCUGGGUCUGCUUCUUUGGGAUUCAUUUUUUACAUGAGUUUGUUGACCGAUCUUGUACCUAUAUGA